AUGGUCAAGACUCUUUUCGCUGCCCUUCCCGUGCUCAUGCUCGCCGAGCAAGCUCUCGGAUUCGGUUGCUCCACACACAGCUUCACUACUUGCGAAGAUAGAAUUGUUCACUGGUUCGACCCUGAUGAUGGCAUGAUUUGCGAUCCCCUUGAUUGUGGCGGUGGUCGAGCCCCCGUGAAGACUGGCGUCCCAGGAUGCGCAAACUACUCUGGCACCGAGACCCGCGGAACAUCGUACCUCUCAUGCUGGAAACCUUCGACUACUCUCGCCACAGCACCCGCUGAAACGACCAUUGAGGCCGUUACCAUCGAUGCUGAACCUACCAGUACAGCUAUCGAAAUUGAAACGGAGAGUACAACCGAUAGCCACGCUGUCGAGCCAACCACUUCCGGACUGGUCGAGGCGACUGUUUCCGAGCUCACCACUGUCGCACCUGUCGUUCCCUCCCAGACGCAGACGUCUGUAGAAACUCAAGCGACUAAGCCAGCGUCUACCCCAAUCGUCAGUCCCAACGCUGCACAGGCUUUGAAGGGUUCUUUGAUUGCUGCUGUCGGAGUUGCCAUCGGUGCGAUGUUUCUCUGA
Messenger RNA from Fusarium pseudograminearum CS3096, 582 nucleotides. RefSeq lists its product as uncharacterized. Bases 1 to 582 code for a protein of 193 amino acids. Lineage: Eukaryota; Fungi; Ascomycota; Sordariomycetes; Hypocreales; Nectriaceae. The record is from RefSeq and is a predicted model, not a curated record. The transcript has a single exon.